AUGGCCAGCUGUUCUCUUUUUGUGCCAACCGUCCGUGGGAGCAAUGUGUGCUCGGUUUGUCGGCACGAGAUCAGCAAACAUGCUCCAUCAUCAGUCUUUUACGCUCCAUCGGAGAAGAUCUACGGAUCGUUGAAUUUGAGUAGAGGACGAAUCUACAGUGAAGCGAUGCAAUCUCUGCAAACCCAAUCACUCGCUCCAUCGCAAACGUCAGCUUUUUCAACGUAUCGUCGUGAGAAUUCUGCCGGGCAGAGCACAGCGAGCAGUGAGAGUCCCGGAGAUAGUCCAAAUGAUGCUUAUCGCAAUCCCCCAUCGCCGAUCGAUGGUUUACCCACCACCGCCUAUGUGCCAUUGUCACCUAUGGUAGUUCGACCGCGUGCUGUGCGUGGUCUUCCACCAAGACAGCUCUCCGCCGGGAUGUUGCCAUCACCGCCAUUGCUCACUUACGAGGAUCAUCAUCUUCCACAGUUCAAAUACUUGACAAAAGCUUAUCGAAAGUCGAAAAUGCCAAGUAAAAUGUUGAAAGUGAUUCACCGGGCGCUCUCGGCUCGAUCCGAGAACGAUCUUGGCUUCACCUACAAUGAUGCAUGGGAAGACCAAUCCGAUUCGGUGAUUUUCCGUAAAAUUCGCGGCAAGGAACGCUCUCGACUCGAUCGAAACAGUCUCAUCGAUUUUGAAGGUGUUCGCUCUCCAUCACUCAUCCCGCAGCCCCAGCAACUCCUCGGUCCACCACCCGAAUUACCCCAACAACGUGCCAACAACUUUAAGCAAUUGUUAACGAGAUUUCAGAGUGCCGACCGCGUCCCGCAGACUCGUUUGCCUCGGCGCUAUACUCUAGACGCUUCACAGUCACCGAUGCCAUUACAAAGAUACGAUUCCUCGCCUCAUCGAGAUCGAGAGAACAGCUCCGAGAGAUCGAAUGGGCAUCGCUCUCGUGAAAGCGCCUUUUCCCCGAUCCAUCGCCGUCCCACCGAUCCGAUUCAUCGACGCGCGCCAAAAGAUGGUGACGAGAGAGAAGCCGCGCUAAUCUAUACGCAAGAGACGAUUCUUAACGCGAUCCCGGCGCAAGCGUUUGGCCGAGAUCCGUCUCCACUUUCGCAUACAGGCUCAACACCGCCCCCCGAGGCACCAAAACCGCCGCCACUCACCGUGACAAUUCCCACUCCGAAAGCGAGACGAGCACCGCGGACAAGAUGGAUUAAAGAAACGGACAUUGAUGACCCGGCCUCGUUGCCCGUUUCACCCACUUGUGCUUUGACGCCGGAUCCAACGCCACCGAGUGAAACCCCGCCAACUCCGCCGCGAUCGGCGCCAAUCUACGGAGAUGAAGUCAAAUUCAGAAAUGGAUUGAUUAGCCGAAGACUUGGCUCCGAGCAAGAUUCACUCGAUUCGUCGAAAUCGAUCACUCCAAAUUACAUUCGACGAUCGAGGUCCAGAAACGAGCGUUCUCCCGCGCCCUCACCGAUGAGGAGCAGUCAGAAUGGUUCUCGAUCCUCAAUCUGCAUGAUUCAUCCAAUCCAAAUGGAACACUUACAUCAGAAUGGAAAUCAGCAAAAAGGUCGGGGCACACCCGAUGCAACAACGAGAAAUAAGGACACAGAAGCGGUGUAUCAUCAGAUGACGCUGAGCAAUGUGAACGCGUUGGCGUACAUCUCCGAUCAUUUGGCUGACAAUGUUCGCUUGAGAAAUGAAACGAUUCCAAAGGAGAAAUACGAUCAGCUAAACUUUAAGGAUUUCAUUCUCAGAUCCUCAUCCCCGCAACUCAUCAAAGGCUCCUGUCUCUUCUAUGACGCGAUUUUGCCAUUGGAUGGGAAACAGGAGGAUUUAGAUGUGACGUUGAUGAUCGCUCCCUCAUCCCAAUAUGGGCCUUUAUUGCGACGGGGUUCUGAUUGCGGAGUACCAUCGCUGAUGGAAAUGGAAGAUCACGAUGGAUCGAUCUCGAGAUUCUUGAAGGAAGGCGGGCGACAGGCUCAAUUGGGCAGAAAUCCACGUGUUGUCGUCAUGCCCAGACAGAGUCUUUUCAGCUUCCACCAAUUGACCGCUCACAAUUUGCAUACGACAUUAUCUAUUGAAAACCACGAGAGCCACGUCGCUUUCAUUCUCAUCCAAUUGUUGUCAGCCCUGAAAAACGUUCAGUCUGAUGACGUCGAACAUCUCAGCAACAAUUUCAAAGAGUUCUUGCUCGCUUACCGAAACACCUCUUUCCACGGCACCGUUCGCGAGAUCAACGAGCAUCCAAGACUCAUAUUUUUACCGGAAACACUCGGCAACGAUCUCGACGAAGGAGACAACGAGUACGUUGGACUGUGCAAAUACGCGUUGAGAUCCCUCUGCACUUUGCUGCACUAUAAAAUGGAUGGCCGAGCUCCGCAUAUCUUGAAUAGAUCAAGAUUCUCCAAAGCUCUCCUAGCUUGUGCUCGCGAGUUAGAAACUGAUCGAAGUAGCAGUUUGACGAGAGCGAAGAACAUCCUCGAAAUCGCCUUUUUUGCUUCACAGGAGCGCUUCGAAACCGAGUACACGGCAAAGUUGUGGCUCGAUGCGCAACGAGCUGAUUGUGUGGCGAAUAUGGUUCGUCGCCUCGUCGAUCACCCAGAUUCGUGGCCGUUGCGUGAUCGUUUUCAAGUCGAUUUUCUUCUCUCCAUCGCUCCCCGCGGGCUACAAUUGGCUUUCAUUUCUUUAAGUAAUACCCAUUUC
Molecule: messenger RNA, 2691 nt
Organism: Mesorhabditis belari
Lineage: Eukaryota; Metazoa; Nematoda; Chromadorea; Rhabditida; Rhabditidae
Source: the annotation of a GenBank genome assembly